Heterobasidion irregulare TC 32-1 is the source of this 2442-nucleotide messenger RNA. RefSeq names its product glycoside hydrolase family 3 protein. NCBI's taxonomy places the organism in Eukaryota, Fungi, Basidiomycota, Agaricomycetes, Russulales, Bondarzewiaceae. The transcript is spliced from 31 exons. The record is from RefSeq and is a predicted model, not a curated record. Gene Ontology annotation, molecular function: beta-glucosidase activity; cellulose binding. Gene Ontology annotation, biological process: glucan catabolic process. Gene Ontology annotation, cellular component: extracellular region. Bases 1 to 2442 code for a protein of 813 amino acids.
AUGAAGCUAUUUUCGAUUUAUAAUAUCGUUUUGGCCUGCUUCACCUCUGUCUUCGCUCAACAAUCGGGGUAUGGGCAGUGCGGAGGCAUAGGAUGGACCGGCGCUACGACAUGCAUUGGUGGAUGGACGUGCACAACGCUCAAUGAUUAUUAUCAUCAGUGUUUGCCUUCGUCCUCUUCUUCUUCGAGCACCGCUACUACGCCCACAUCCGGCACUUCUGUCUCGACUACUGCAACUAGCUCGGCUCCAGCCUCGAGUAGCACAACCCCGGGUAGACUAAACAUACCACCAGCGAACAUUUCCCCGGAAUGGAAAGCUGCCUAUGUGAAGGCUAAGGUCGCUGUGCCUAAGCUUUCACUUGAGGACAAGGUCAACCUUGCGACUGGUAUCGGUUGGCAGCUGGGCAACUGUGUUGGAAAUACACCGGCCAUCUCUUCGAUUAACUUUCCUGGUCUGUGUCUCCAAGAUAGUCCCUUGGGCGUGAGAUAUGCCGAUUUUGUUUCUGCAUUUCCUGCCGCUAUCAACGUUGCUGCUACAUUCAACCGGACCCUCAUGAACCAACGCGGUACUGCAUUGGGUUCCGAAUUCCGCGGCAAAGGAGUUAAUGUUGCGCUGGGACCGAUGAUGAAUCUCAUGCGCGCGCCGGCUGGUGGUCGCGUCUGGGAGGGCUUCGGCGGAGAUCCUUUCCUCGCUGGAGAAGGUGCCUACGAAACAAUUAUGGGCAUACAGUCUAACGGCGUUCAAGCGUGUGCGAAGCACUACAUUAACAAUGAACAAGAGCAUUCUCGCACGACGAGCUCAUCGAACGUAGGCGAUAGGUGCGAGCACGAACUUUACUCCCAUCCAUUCUUGCGAAGCGUUCAAGCCAACGUUGCAUCUGUGAUGUGUAGCUACAUCAAUGGCAGUUUCUCUUGCGAGAACGACAAGACCUUGAACGGAAUAUUAAAAACAGAAAUUGGGUUUCAAGGGUAUUGGUGGGCAACUCAUUCAACAACUGCAGUCAACCAAGGUUUGGAUAUGACUAUGCCUGGAGAUAUCGCCGCUGGCUCGGGAACUACUUAUUUCGGGUCUUCUCUCGUAAACGCGGUUCAAAACGGCUCGGUCCCGCAGUCUCGCAUCGAUGAUAUGGCAACUCGUAUACUUGCUGCUUGGUACUUGUUGGGGCAGGAUUCUGGGUUCCCCGCGGUCAACUUCAAUUCCUGGAACCUGAACGCUCCUAUCAACACGCAUGCGGAGGUUCAAGGAGACCACGCGAGCCUUAUCAGGACGAUAGGCGCUGCUUCCACGGUAUUACUGAAGAACACCAAUGGCGUUUUGCCCUUGCGUGCACCGAAGACUAUCGCAAUCGUUGGAAACGGUGCCGGACCAUCCUCGAGAGGAUUAAAUGGAUAUACCGACCAAGGUGGUGAUGAUGGCGUCCUCGCUAUGGGAUGGGGAAGCGGAACUGAUAACUUCCCCUAUCUGAUCACGCCCCUUGACGCCAUCACCAAUAGAUCAAAGGCUGAAGGCACAACUGUCUCUUCUUCGUUGAGCGAUACAGAUCUCAACGCCGCUGGAACAACAGCAUCUGGAAAAGAUGUUGCCUUUGUAUUCAUCACAGCGGACAGUGGUGAAGGUUACAUCACGGUCGAAGGGAAUGAAGGGGACAGAAAUGACCUCAAUGCCUGGCAUGGUGGCGAUGCUCUGGUGGAAAAGGUUGCAAGUAUCAAUAAAAACACGAUUGUUGUCGUGAAUAGCGUUGGCCCUAUUCUUCUUGAGAACUGGAUCGAGAAUGAAAACGGUGAGUUCGUCUGGAGCGGGCUUCCCGGGCAAGAAGCAGGAAACUCACUCGUCGAUGUUUUAUAUGGGGCAUAUAGCCCAAGUGGCCGAUUGCCCUUCACCAUCGGAAAGAGCAUCAAUGACUACUCCGCACAAGUCAUCUAUGUUGAUAGCACUAACACGAUCCUCCAGAUACCUUACUCAGAAGGGUUGUUCAUCGACUACAGGCAUUUUGAUGCGGCUGGUAUCAAUCCAAGAUUUGAGUUCGGGUUUGGACUGUCUUAUACCACUUUCCAAUACGCAGAUUUGAAAAUCACCGGUUCCGUUGGAAGUGGCACUCCGCCUUCCGGCCCUGGUUCGUCUCUUGAUCCAUGGUUGCAUGACCCGGUCAUUGCAGUCACAUUCUCCCUCACGAACAACGGAACCAUCGCUGGCCAUGAGAGUCCACAGCUUUACACGUCGCCGCCAAGCUCUGCUAACUCCGCUCCAUUCAACCUAAAAGGCUUUGAUAAUGUCUACUUGACUCCUGGGCAAACCAAAUCGGUCUCAUUCAAUCUUUCUCGAUAUGACCUUUCGAUUUGGAACGUCGUUUCGCAACGUUGGGAGAUUCCCCAAGGGACGACUGAGAUUUCCAUUGGAGCAAGUAGUCGUGAUAGACGGUUGACAGGGUCUGUACAGAACUAG